AUGGAAGAGCACACUUCCUCGGCAAAGGAUGCUAAGGAUUCUUUCGAAUCGGAAAAGAGAGAAAUUCAACCUGCCUCCUCGGUAGUAGACAUCGCUGCUACUCCCUCCUCCGUCGACCUCGCCGACAAGGACGCUGUUGAACUCGACAAGAAUGGCAAACCUGUACCUAAACCAGAGUCAAAGAUUGCAUACAUGAGACUCUACCGCUUUGCCUCACCCUUUGACCUCCUUUGCGUCCUCAUUGGCACCGUGUGUGCAUUCGCCAAUGGUGUCGGUCAGCCAUUGGUCGCGUUGCUGAUGGGCAAUGUCAUCAACAGCAUUGCCCAGCUCAACAGGCCCGGCGGUACUACCGCUGACGCUGCCUCAAACGCCGAGCUCAUCUCCGAGUUGCGCAUCCUCGUCAUCAAGUUCACCGUGGUAGGUGCCAUCAUCUUCUUUGUCGCUUACGGCCAGAUGUGUCUCUUCACUCUCUCAGCUGAGAACCAGACCAAGCGGAUCCGAGAAAAGUACCUCCAUGCUGUCCUCCGCCAGGAUAUUACCUGGCAUGAUAUUGGCAAGAAGAGCGAGUCUCUCAAUUCGCGCCUUAGUGCUGACGCUCAGUUGAUCUUUGAUGGUCUUGCUGACAAGGUUGGCGUCUGUCUCUCGUCCUUGGCUACCUUUGUUGCGGGCUUUGUGAUUGCGCUUACUCACGGUUGGAGAAUGACUUUGGUCCUCAUGACCACUGUCCCUUUGAUGGCUGCUGCUGGAGGACUUAUGGCCAAAUAUUCUGGAGACAACUCAGCAGAUGGUCAGGACUCCUAUGCCGUUGCUGGAGCGAUGGCUGAGCAGGCCAUUGGCUCCAUCCGUACCGUCGCCGCUUUUGGCGGUCAGAAGCGCGAGCUCCAAAAGUUCGAUGCACUCCUUGAGGAAGCGUACAAGUCCGGCGUCAAAAAGUCCAUCGCAACCGGAUUAGGAACAGGAUCCUUCAUGAUGAUUAUGUUUAUGGGUUACUCCUUGGCUUUCUACUACGGGUCGCGUCAAGUCCAGGACGGAAAAAUGGAGCCUGGAAAUGUCAUGACAGUCUUGUUCUCAACCAUGAUCGGUGCCAUGUCUAUCGGAAAUUGCAGCCCCAAUAUUGCCAGCUUUGGUAAAGCGCAAGCUGCCGCUUAUACCAUCUUCACCACGAUCGACCGCGUCCCUGCCAUUGAUUCUUCCGAUCCCUCAGGACUCAAACCCGACAACUUGCAGGGUCACAUCGUCGUCAAGAAUGUCAACUUUGCCUAUCCUAGUCGCCCCAACGUCCCCAUUCUCAAGCAGAUGAACAUUGAGGUCAAGCCUGGUCAAACCGUUGCUCUUGUUGGUCACUCUGGAUCAGGAAAGUCGACAGUCAUUGGUCUCGUCGAGCGGUUUUAUGACCCAUCCUCCGGAACGAUUACGAUCGACGGUAUUGAGAUCAAGGACUUCAACAUCCGUCACUUGCGCGACAGCAUCGGUUUGGUCUCCCAGGAACCCGUUCUCUUCAACGCCACUAUCAAGCAGAACAUUUUAUACGGCGUCCGCAAGGAUCAGAAGCAGCCUACCGAUGCAGAUGUGGAGAAUGCCUGCCGUCUCGCCAAUGCCUACGACUACAUAUCCAAGCUCCCCAAAGGUUAUAACACCAUGGUCGGCGAGAAGGGCGCGUUGCUCUCUGGAGGUCAGAAGCAGCGUAUCGCCAUUGCUCGUGCAUUGAUCAAGAACCCUUCGAUCUUGCUCUUAGAUGAGGCCACCUCCGCCUUGGAUACCGAGUCUGAGCGUAUCGUCCAGGCUGCAUUGGAUAACGCUGCCACCGGUCGCUCGACUAUUGUCAUUGCCCAUCGUUUGUCGACCAUCAUGAACGCCGACCUUAUCUAUGUCAUGGACAAGGGUGUCGUAUUGGAGUCUGGAACCCACGCGUCUCUCAUGGCCCUUGGAGGAACCUACACCGACUUUGUUGCCAAGCAGCAGCUCAAGACUGGAGGAACCGAUGUUGAAGCACCCGAUUAUGUUGCUGAUCCAGACGCCAUCGUUACUGCCUCUAGCUCGCAUGUUGGUAUUGACGAGAAAGCCAACCUCGAAGGUCACCAGACCGGCCGCCUCAAGGGCAACCUGCUCCGUCGCAUGUCGUCGCAUCACUCAGACAAGGCCGUUGCGGCCAAGGGUUCCGUGGUUGUUGAUAUCGCCGAGGACAAGGAGAUGACCAUGGCUCGCGAAAAGAAGGAGGCUGCCAGGAAGUUGAAGCUCCAGAAGGCCCCCAUCGCGCGCACCAUCCGCCACAUGAAGGCCGAUUACCACAUAUGCCUCCUCGGGGUCUUCUUUGCCAUCCUCCAGGGCUGUCUCUUCCCCAGCUUCUCUCAGAUCUUUUCCGGCGCUAUCACGACUCUCUCGAUGGUAAGGGAUUACGGCGAUGACUUUAUUCCAAAAGCCAACCACUACUCCCUCCUGUUCCUCAUCCUCGCCUUUGUCGGUUUCUCUGCUUUCGCCGGCGGUAUGUUCUUCUUCCUGCUGAGCGGCGAGCGUCUUACUCGGCGCAUGCGCUACCUGAGCUACAAGGCGAUCCUCAGUCAGGAAAUGGCCUUCUUUGAUCGCCCCGAGAACUCGACUGGCGCCCUUGCUAGUCGUCUUGCGACGGACUCUCAAGAGAUGUUUGAUAUGGUCUCCCAGGUCAUCUUGACCGCCGUCUCUGCACUGGCCACCAUCACCCUCGGUCUCACGUUUGCAUUCAGGGCGUCUUGGCAGAUGGCUCUGAUCAUUCUUGCUGCCGUCCCCGUCAUUGGUCUCGGAGAGUACCUUGAGGCCGCUUCGUUGACCGGGUUUGGAGCCAAGACCCGCAAGGCGUACGAAAAGUCUGGUCACGUCGCUGGAGAGGCUAUCGCCAACAUCCGCACCGUCGUCUCGCUCGCCAAGGAGGAUGUCUUUGAGGCUCGGUACUUUGAGGUCACCAAGGAGCCCCACAAGUAUGCGAUUCACAAGGCUCUGUUUGCUUCCUUUGGUUAUGCCAUGGCUAUGGCGGUUGCCUUUUGGAGUAACGCGCUCGGAUUCUAUGGCGGGUACCGUCUUGUCGAAGCUGGAAUCAUCACCUGGGGCAAGAUGUUUGACUGUAUGUUUGCGGUUGUCUUUCUCGCCAUCAGCCUGGGUCACAUCACGUCUGAGCUUCCCAAGUACGCCAAGGGCAAGCAGGCGGCCAUUAAUAUUUAUGAGCUGCUGGACAAGGACACUCUGAUCGAUGCUGACCGCGGCGGCUCCUCCUUCAAGACCAUCGACGGCUCCCUUUCGUUGGACAAGGUCGAUUUUCAUUACCCUACCCGCGAGAACAUCCAAGUCUUCCAUGGAGUCGAUAUCCAGGUCAAGCCCAGUCAGACUGUCGCCCUUGUCGGUCCCUCGGGGUGUGGCAAGUCGACUGUGAUUGCACUCCUCGAACGGUGGUACGACGUCGAUGGUGGACAGGUGACUGUAGACAAGUACAACAUCCGCGAUCUGCAGUUACACAACAUCCGCAAGCACAUGGCCCUUGUCGGACAGGAGCCCGUUCUGUUCGACAUGUCGAUCAAGGAUAACAUCCUCUACGGACUUCCCGAUUCUUCUGCUCCAGGUACGAUCGAACAGGCCGAGGAGGCUGCCAAGUUAUCCAACAUCCACAACUUUGUCAUGUCCCUCCCCGACGGAUACAACACCCCAGUCGGCGACAAGGGGUCCCAACUCUCUGGAGGCCAGAAACAGCGUAUUGCAAUUGCUCGGGCCCUAAUCCGAAACCCCAAGGUGCUACUCUUGGACGAGGCGACGUCGGCGUUGGAUUCCGAGUCGGAAAAAUUGGUCCAGGACGCAUUGGAUCGGGCGCGGUAUGGCCGCACAACGAUUGUGAUUGCUCAUCGAUUGAGUACGGUUCAGGAUGCGGAUUUGAUCCUUGUGGUGAAGGAUGGGCAAGUUGUUGAGUCUGGUCGUCACUAUGAGCUUGUUGGUCUUGGAGGUGUCUAUGCCGAUCUUUGUCAACAGCAGAACUUGUAG
This is a messenger RNA of Linnemannia hyalina, 3999 nucleotides long. Lineage: Eukaryota; Fungi; Mortierellomycota; Mortierellomycetes; Mortierellales; Mortierellaceae. The record is from the annotation of a GenBank genome assembly.